AUGUUAACUCAACAUGAAUAUGAUAAUGUAUCAUCUCAAAAAAGUUGUUACAGUAGCGACACAAAUGCAACCGUGUCUGUUGUACAAAGAUAUUUAACGACGACAACAACAACAACAAAUGUCAUUCCAUCGACACCAGCACGUCCACCGAAUAUCAAAGUUCAACAAUGUACCAAAGAAUUUCUCGGGAAACAUUUUCAAGAUGCAUACCCUAUGUUUAAAAAUCCUCGUGGCCAAUGUUUAAUUAUCAAUGUAUAUAAUAUUAGUGGAGCUGUACGUCGUUGGUCGGAUUUAGAUGUGAAACUAUUGAGUGAUCUUUUUCGUCAGUUGUAUUUCAAUGUUAUUGUCUAUUCGGAUUUUAAUGGAGAUGAUCUAGGCGCGGAGAAUUUCAUGCGAAUUCUCAAACAAUUUUCUCAAUCAAAAGAACAUGCCAAUGCUCAAUGUUGUGUUAUUUGUUUGAUGAGUCACGGGGAAGAAGGUUCAUUAAGUGUACAAGAUGGGAAAAAGAUCUAUCAUGAUCAUGUUUUUGAUCUAUUCAGUAAUGUUAAUUGUCCUCAUUUAGCUGGCAAACCCAAACUUUUCUUUAUUCAAUGUUGUCGAGACGAUCCCGGGGUUGGUCCAGUUGAUGAUGUUGGUUGUCAUGUUCAAGUACCACCCAACACAUCAUUUGAUGAUUUAGUCUUCGAUGACGAUGACGAAUGUGAUAGUAUGCAACGACAUCAUUUACCGACAAUGACUGAUAUGCUCAUCGCAUUUCCUUCUCAAAAAGGCUUUACGGCGUUUCGUAAGCCACAUGUUGGAAGUUGGUAUAUGAAUGCCCUUGUCGACGUCUUGGCACGACAUGCGAAAGAUACAGAUCUAUGUGCUAUGUUAAAUAUGGUCAAUGGUUGUGUAUCACGUGAAGUGACGAACAAAGGAAAGAAGCAAACAGCUGAAUAUAAAUCAUCGUUUACAAAGAAAGCUUUCUACUUUUUUCCGGGUUUAAUUGGAAAUCCAAUCGCACCUAUUGAUUAUUCAAUUCAUAGUCGAAAUGAUGUGAAACGAAAUGAAAAUGCAAUGAAUCAACUUGAUCAUCAACGUGAUAGUUCAUCGUUUAAUUAUGAAAUUAUUAAAAGGUUUUUUAUUGAAAAUCUUCUUGAUAAAUGGAAGAUUCUUGCACGAGAAUUAGAUGUAAAUGAAAAUGACAUUGAUUCGAUUUCACGUGAAAAUAUUUCGCCGAAAGAAAAAUUUUCACACAUUUUGGAUAUUAUUGCAAAUAAUCGUGAGAAUAACUUCAGUCAAAUACUCUCUGAUAUGUUUAAAAGUCUCAAACAAUGUCGACGAAUGUCCCAUUAUUAUCAACUUCGAGAAAUACUCGCACCAUUUUAUCCUGAUUUACAAUAA
Messenger RNA from Adineta ricciae, 1383 nucleotides. The record is from the annotation of a GenBank genome assembly. NCBI's taxonomy places the organism in Eukaryota, Metazoa, Rotifera, Eurotatoria, Adinetida, Adinetidae.